Drepanopeziza brunnea f. sp. 'multigermtubi' MB_m1 is the source of this 444-nucleotide messenger RNA. Lineage: Eukaryota; Fungi; Ascomycota; Leotiomycetes; Helotiales; Drepanopezizaceae. The record is from RefSeq and is a predicted model, not a curated record.
AUGCAAUCUAUGUAUUCAGUUUGUAAAAACGUGCUAGAGACGAUUAUUGCGCGAAUGAACCCUGCCUCUACCUCUACCGCCGCAGUUGCUGAUAUUCGCCGAGCAAUUGCUUUUGCAACUGAAAUCACUCAACCUCUUCUUAAGAAUGAGAGCUCUCGACCUUCUAAGGCAAGCAAAGCGUACGCGAGCUCUAGCGAGCUCUUUGAUCAGCAUCAGCACUCUUCUCAGCACUCUCUUCAGCACUCCUCUCAAACCUUAGGCAAAGCUGAUUCCGACGACCUUGAGAACGAGUACGAGUCUUUUGUAGAACACAAUCAACCAGAAGAUCAACAAGCAACAAUUGAGUAUUUUACCACCGAGUGUUUUGCAAUUGCAAGUACUUUGACGACGUCACGACUUUUACGAAUAUAUUACGAGAGAUCGCUACCGGCGAUCCAACAGUAA